AUGGAUAAAUUGGUCGCCCAGUAUACCCAGGCGCCUCAUCAGAAUGAGUUCUAUUCCGAACAAGAGCAGCAUGACCUCACCGAGAGCCUGCCCCCGAUCUCUCUGAAAUUCGACCUCCCUCCUGUGGACAACUCUCGAGCUUUCCUUCGUGCGAUGACCGAUGACCACUCCAAUCCCGACUGUCCGAUCAAGCUGGCUCACGGAACGACGACGCUGGCUUUCCGUUUCCAGGGCGGAAUUAUCGUUGCGACGGAUUCCAGAGCUUCGGCUGGUGACUGGAUUGCUAGUCAGACGGUGAAGAAGGUCAUUCCCGUUUCGCGGUUGAGCCGUGGUGAGGAUAAGCCGACGAAUGAUCCGACGCCGGGUCUUCUGGGUACUAUGGCCGGUGGUGCUGCGGAUUGUCAAUACUGGCUGAGAUACCUGAGUCAGCAAUGCACACUUCAUGAAAUCCGACACAAGCGCCGUAUCACCGUCGCCGCUGCUUCGAAGAUCCUCGCUAACCUGACAUACGCCUACAAGGGGUAUGGUCUGAGCAUGGGUACAAUAGAAACCCGGCUGACAGUUUCGUUUUUCUCAAACUUCCAGAUGACGCCCCAGGAAGGUCCCGCCCUCUACUACAUCGACUCCGACGGCACCCGACUCCCCGGUAACCUGUUCUGUGUUGGAUCCGGCCAGACCUUCGCGUACGGUGUGCUGGACGCCAACUACCGCUACGACUUGUCCGAAGAGGAGGCGCUCGAGCUCGGCCGACGAAGCAUUCUGGCCGCCAUGCACAGAGAUGCGUUCUCCGGUGGUUUCAUCAACCUGUACCACGUCAAGGAAGAGGGAUGGGUGCACCACGGCUUCGACGACAUGAACCCCAUCUUCUGGAAGACGAAGCUGGAGAAGGGCGAGUUCUCGAACGUCACGUCGGAAUUGUAA
Messenger RNA from Aspergillus affinis, 921 nucleotides. It is a transcript of the gene pre2, whose product is annotated as proteasome core particle subunit beta 5. Gene Ontology annotation, cellular component: proteasome core complex. The record is from RefSeq and is a predicted model, not a curated record. Lineage: Eukaryota; Fungi; Ascomycota; Eurotiomycetes; Eurotiales; Aspergillaceae. The coding region runs from base 1 to 921 and encodes 306 amino acids. The transcript has 6 exons.